This is a messenger RNA of Lasiodiplodia theobromae, 1677 nucleotides long. RefSeq names its product Phenol 2-monooxygenase. The record is from RefSeq and is a predicted model, not a curated record. Lineage: Eukaryota; Fungi; Ascomycota; Dothideomycetes; Botryosphaeriales; Botryosphaeriaceae. The coding region runs from base 1 to 1677 and encodes 558 amino acids. The transcript has 6 exons. Gene Ontology annotation, molecular function: FAD binding.
AUGCUUCAUGAAUACGACGUUGUCAUCUGUGGCGCCGGCUCCGCAGGCCUCUGCGCUGCAGCAUGGCUCUCACGGUGCGGCAUAUCCUUCCGACUGCUCGAGAAGAGAUCCGGCCCCUUGAAGGUCGGCCAGGCCGACGGCGUGCAGUGCCGAACCGUUGAGAUUUUCGAGAGCUUUGGACUUUCGGAAGACUUGAUGAGAGAGGCAUACCAUGUGUUGGAAGUGUCCUUCUGGGAAUCCGUCAGCGACGGUAUCGCUCGCAAGAGGAGGACGGUCGAUACUCCAAAAGGGCUGUCGCACAUGCCGCACGUCAUCUUGAACCAGGCUCGCGUGAACGAGCUCAUGGUUGAGGAUGUCAGGCGCUUUGGCGGUCCGGAGAUUGAGUACGGGUACGAGGUCCAGAGUGUGCAUGUCGACGAUCAGCUGGCAUCGGAUCCGAAUGCCCACUGUGUGUCUGUCUUUGCAGUAAAAGAUGGAGUUCGGCAAGAGUUCAAAGCCAAGUAUGUGCUGGGUUGCGAUGGCGCGCACAGCGUCACUCGUAAAUCUCUCCACAUCAACAUGGUCGGAAACAGCACCGAUGCCGUCUGGGGUGUCAUGGACGUGUAUCCACGCACAAACUUCCCGGACAUCCGCAAGAAGGUCAUGAUCCACUCGCACCUCGGCAAUAUCAUCAUCAUUCCCCGCGAAGGUGGUUCGCUCACGCGUUUCUACGUCGAGCUCGCUGCUGGAACGCAGGCGAGUGAAGUCCAACUCGAAGACUUACAGCGCGCCACAUCAUCAAUUCUUCAGCCGUACCAAAUAGACUUCGUGGACACGGCUUGGUGGUCUGCCUACGCCAUUGGACAGCGACUGGCCGACAAUUUCACUUACAAGAAUCGAGUAUUCCUCACCGGCGAUGCGUGCCACACGCACUCACCCAAAGCUGGCCAGGGGAUGAACGUCAGCCUACAAGACGGCCACAACAUCGGGUGGAAACUGGCCGCUGUUCUCAACGGAAAUGCGAAGCCGACACUUCUCGAGACGUACGUCUCCGAGCGGCAGAAGGUUGCAGCGGAGCUCAUUGCGUUUGACGAAUCUUGGACAAAGCUUUUCAAAACGGGGAACGAUGCGGUGACCGCUCAGGAGGUGAGCGAGCGGUUCAUUCAGGCGGCGCGGUAUACAGCUGGCCUGACUUCAAGAAACCUCAAGACAGGAAUGCGCUUUCCGACGACCCAGGUCGUACGGUUUUGCGAUGCAAAGCCAAUGCAGCUCGCUCGACUCGCUGAUACUCUAGGUGGGUCUGAUGGUAUCGUGUCAAACCUGACCCCCAAAGGAGCCGAUCUUGACAGUGUCAUCGAGACCAUCGUCGUCCUUUCCGGGAAGCGACACGACCUGGAGCAGGACGAUAUCCCCGAAUACUUCCGGCCGACCACUGGAAAGAUGCAAAUUCAAGGCAAGCCGACCGCAUCGCUUUCAUACACCAAGAAUGUCCAUGGCCAUGCCUACAAGUUCUACGGUGUCGAUACAUCACAUGGUACUAUUGUCAUUGUCCGCCCAGAUCAAUAUGUUGCCGCUAUUUAUGCACUUUGGGACUUUCAAUCACUUCGGAAGUUCUUCAACGGCUUCAUGCUGCCGAAUAAACUGACUUUUGUUCCUCAAAUUGGACAAGAACGCUCGAACAGGCAUGCGUUGCUCUGA